AUGCAGCAACCAUACCGACCCGCCGUGUCGCCCGAGGUCCACGCAGCGCUGUACGAUGGCAUGGCGCGCCGCCUGCAACUGCCGUCGCCCAACAAUGUGGUACCUGACGGCUACGUCCUUGGCGCGCCGGUGUCAUGGCCGGCCUUUGCAGCGGCCGUCGCCAACUCGGACGCACCUGGCCACGGCGUCGACUGUGCAUGGACCGUCGCUUUGGCCGUCGAUCGCCACCUCCGCGCCGCGCCCGAGGCCACCUGCGAGCGCUUUGAAGCACUGUGCAGUGGCUUGCCGCACGGCGCUGCCCUGCCGCCGCUCGUGCGCACGCACUGGGCGACUGGCCACCACUACAUCAGCUUUACGCUGCUCGUGACAGUCCUUGAGCGAGCGCUCUAUAACGCGUAUGCGCGCUGCAACGACGGCGUCAAGUCCAACAUGAUUUUGCGCGAUUUGCUGCAAUCGCCCGAGCUCGUCGAAGCGCUGCCGCCCGGCUACCUGCAGCUCCUGCGCCUGCUCUUCUUUCCGUCGGGGCUCAAUUUGCGGAACCUCGUCUGGCAUGGCUUUGUCGCGCCCAUGGACUUUCCGGGGUGCUUUGGCUCGCUGCUCCUCGUGCUUCUGGCCGAGCCCGUGCUGCUCGACAAUGCGAGUGCGCAUCUGGUCUACGCGUCGCUGCCGUUGUUUGCACCGUCGACAGCCCCACUUUGUGCGGGAACCCGCGACCUUGUAGCGACCUUGGACCUCGACACUGUAUUUGCUGGUGCGUCGGUCCAAGCCAAGGCCCGACGCCGCCUCGUAGAACGCUCGAUCGAUGCCUUUCAAAGCGGCCAAACUCUCUUUUCGCUCUUUUUAUCGAUUCCCGUACUCGAAUAUCUCGUCCGCUGCGAUUUUGUACGUGUGAAUCCUAGUGUGCCCCGGGGCAUGGCCCACGCGCAACUCGCUGCGUACUACUCGACGCUCGACGGCUUUGGCCAGCGCUCGCAGCACCAAGUGCUUCUUGCGCGCACCCUAUUCGACUCGGACGCCGACCUCAAUCGACUCUACGAGACGCUGUCGCCGAGUGCGUUGGCGGCGUCUGUCGACCUCUUCAUGUGCGCUGCUGGCCCCAACGUCCGCGCCAAGCUCUGCCACGGCGAAGUCGACUUGUCGACGUUAUGGGACGCAACACCCUCGGGUACGACGACGAUCGACAUUUGCGCUGCGCUCGUGCUGCUCGUGCUGCUGGAGCGACUCUGUCCGUCCGACCACCUUCUGGCUGUCCUCCACACAUACACAAGCCAGUUUCACCCAUACGCGAUGCUGCAAACCGAGCUCGGGAAGGCUGCAACUGCCCUCACUACCUUUGGCCACCAGCGGCGCACGGUUUACGCGUAUACACUCGUGCCCGUGGCUCCCACCGUCAUGUGCCUUGAAUUUGUCGCCGAUCCUUCCCUUGGCAUCACCGAAGCCGGUGCCCGCAUGUGUCCGACGUCAAAUAUACCGACAGUGCGCUUUCAAACCAUUCCCGAUGGUCUGCUAGUGCUCUCGGCAGCACUGGCUCCGUACCAAGCCGUCUUGGCGUCGCGUGGGUCGUGGUUUCGACCUGUGAACGAGAUGAUCUCGUACACGUCCGCUCUACCAGACAUGGACCUGCAAGCGCUAAACGAAGCCAUUCCGUCGUCUACCUGCAUGCUUGCGAUCCUGGACGCCUGCCAGCAACACUUGACGCGCUACGCGAAGCGCGUGGCUGAGCUGUACGACCUCUUGGCAACGGGCAGUGCGCGUACGAGCCACCGGCGAUCGCUGCUGACAAAUGUCUUGUACCUUGAAGCUUUCGAAUCGAUGCUCACUGUCGUCGUUGGCCUGGUAGAGCAGUUGGUACUGCAAAGCGUGUCGCCGGCUGGGAUCCCAGUGGCGCUCGAGCCGAUCCCGCGCAAGCUCCUCCCUUUUGUCGUCUCGCUCCACGAUGACAAAAAGAGUCUCGAGAAACAUCUGCAAGCGUCGCUCCAGUUAUGGCAGUCCAAGGCCCUGCGUCAUUUCCUACUGCAAUAGUUCAACACGUACAACAACGUCGAGUCCUGCGCGUGUUUGCCCGAUUCGACCAUAGCCGCGUCGGGUGGGCUAGGGCUAGGUCAACAGAUGCCUCGAGUGAAUAACAAAGGAAAUCCCAGAGUACGGUCAUAAGAACUUAACCCGAAGGCACAUUAUGAUACGC
Messenger RNA from Saprolegnia diclina VS20, 2185 nucleotides. RefSeq lists its product as hypothetical. The transcript is spliced from 13 exons. The record is from RefSeq and is a predicted model, not a curated record. NCBI's taxonomy places the organism in Eukaryota, Oomycota, Saprolegniomycetes, Saprolegniales, Saprolegniaceae. Bases 1 to 2022 code for a protein of 673 amino acids.